GGCCACUCCACUUCCGCCCUGAGGAGCCUCCGUAGGUCUGCGCGCUGGUUCACUCUGUUGCCCCCUGCAACCACCACCAAGAAGCCCCCGUAGGACCCCCUGGUCCCCAGGUCGGCCAGUCCCCAGGUCGGCCGGCAUGAGCUCUGGGGCCACCCAGCGGCUGCAGACUCUCCAGCGACACGUGGGCUCCCGGGAGGUAGGGGGACAAAUCUCUCCUCCACCUGGGGCUAAGGGCAGAGGCAUGGAGCCAGGCAGCAGCCCGCUGACCACACACGUGCUAGACACUGCCUCAGGGCUCCCGGCCCAAGGCCUCUACCUCCGUCUGUCCAGGCUCGAGGACCGUGGCCAGCAGUGGACCGAGCUAAAAAACAGUUGCACAGAUCAUGACGGCCGCUGCCCUGGGCUCCUCCCUCCAGGCCAGAUGAAGGCGGGCACCUACAAGCUGUCCUUUGACACCAAGGGCUACUGGCAGAAGAGGGGCCAAGAGAGCUUCUACCCAUACGUGGAGGUCGUUUUCACCAUCACAAACGAGACCCACAAGUUCCACGUGCCACUGCUGCUGAGCCCGUGGUCUUACACCACAUACCGAGGGAGCUAGCAGCUGACCGGCAGCCAGCCUGUGGGCGUGGACACGGCGCCACGGCAGACCGGGCCACCCCCGAGCAGCGGGGCGGGCAAGCUCCUGAUGGGCACCAGGGUCACACUCUCCCUGGGACGUUCUGGCCCCAUGUUGCAGGGCCAGGUGUCACACAGGCUUCAAUAAAGUUGCUGCUGACAUCU
This is a messenger RNA of Odocoileus virginianus texanus, 780 nucleotides long. RefSeq names its product 5-hydroxyisourate hydrolase-like. Gene Ontology annotation, biological process: purine nucleobase metabolic process. Gene Ontology annotation, molecular function: hydroxyisourate hydrolase activity. The record is from RefSeq and is a predicted model, not a curated record. NCBI's taxonomy places the organism in Eukaryota, Metazoa, Chordata, Mammalia, Artiodactyla, Cervidae.